This is a messenger RNA of Aspergillus brunneoviolaceus CBS 621.78, 2545 nucleotides long. RefSeq names its product putative NADH-ubiquinone oxidoreductase, subunit G. Gene Ontology annotation, cellular component: membrane. Gene Ontology annotation, molecular function: NADH dehydrogenase (ubiquinone) activity; iron-sulfur cluster binding. The record is from RefSeq and is a predicted model, not a curated record. The transcript has 7 exons. NCBI's taxonomy places the organism in Eukaryota, Fungi, Ascomycota, Eurotiomycetes, Eurotiales, Aspergillaceae. Gene Ontology annotation, biological process: ATP synthesis coupled electron transport. The coding region runs from base 1 to 2214 and encodes 737 amino acids.
AUGCGGCCGCAGCUGUAUCGUGCGGCCGCCCGGCUCAUCCGGGUCCCAAAGGUCAACCAUCUCAGGACCUUCGCAACGACGUUCCCUCGCUCUGCCGAGGUGGAACUCACUAUCGAUGGAAAGAAAGUUUCGGUAGAAGCUGGCUCGGCUCUCAUCCAAGCUUGUGAAAAGGCAGGUGCGACAGUACCCAGAUAUUGUUACCACGAGAAGCUUUUGAUUGCAGGUAACUGCCGUAUGUGUCUCGUCGAAGUCGAACGGGCCCCUAAGCCUGUGGCAUCAUGUGCUUGGCCUGUGCAGCCUGGCAUGAACGUCAAAACCAAUUCGCCACUGGUGCAUAAAGCUAGGGAAGGAGUGAUGGAGUUUCUUCUUGCCAACCAUCCCCUGGAUUGCCCAAUUUGCGAUCAAGGUGGAGAGUGUGAUCUCCAGGACCAAUCUAUGCGGUAUGGUGCUGACCGUGGACGUUUCCACGAGGUCGGAGGCAAGCGUGCUGUCGAAGACAAGAAUAUUGGGCCUCUUGUCAAAACCUCUAUGAAUCGCUGUAUUCACUGUACGCGUUGUGUUCGAUUUAUGAAUGAUGUUGCCGGAGCCCCCGAACUCGGCACCACCGGCAGAGGAAACGACAUGCAAAUCGGUACAUACUUGGAGAAGAACCUCGACUCCGAGCUUUCUGGCAAUAUCAUCGAUCUUUGUCCAGUUGGAGCUCUUACCUCCAAACCUUACGCUUUUCGUGCUCGCCCCUGGGAAUUGAAGCACACUGAGUCUAUUGACGUGCAUGACGCUUUGGGGUCGAACAUAAGAAUAGACACCAGAGGCAUGGAGGUGAUGCGGAUACUUCCGAGGCUGAACGAUGAUAUCAACGAGGAAUGGAUCAACGACAAAUCUCGGUUUGCUUGUGAUGGCCUUAAGACUCAAAGACUCACAACGCCCCUAAUUCGUCGGGAAGGGAAAUUUGUUCCCGCGACUUGGGAGCAAGCUUUGUCCGAGAUUUCAUCAGCCCAUCAGCGACUUCAUGUGACGGAAAAUGAGUUCAAGGCUGUUGCCGGGCACCUUGUCGAUGCCGAAACCUUAGUGGCCAUGAAGGAUCUGGCCAAUAAGCUUGGGUCCGACAACCUUGCUUUGGAUCAGCCAGGUGGCAGUUCCCCGGUUGCGCACGGUGUUGAUGUUCGCUCCAACUAUCUUUUCAACUCCAAGAUCUAUGGAAUUGAGGAGGCCGAUGCAAUUCUUUUGGUCGCCACGAACCCUCGCCAUGAAGCUUCCGUUCUCAAUGCGCGUAUUCGCAAGCAAUAUCUUCGCUCAGAUCUUGAAAUUGGGCUUGUUGGCGAGGAAUACGAAAGUACUUUCGAAUUCGAGCACCUUGGGGCAGACGUUUCCGCUUUGAAAGCUGCUCUUUCUGGAAAAUUCGGAGAGAAGCUUUCUAUGGCCAAAAGACCUAUGAUUAUCGUUGGCAGUGCUGCGGCCGAACACCCGGAUGCCAAAGUGAUUUUCGAGUCCAUUGGCAAUUUCGUAGAGAAACACGCUAACAACUUCAUUACUUCGGAAUGGCAAGGAUACAACGUUCUCCAACGCGCAGCAUCCCGUGCAGCUGCCUAUGAAGUGGGCUUCACUACGCCAUCUCUAGAAAUUACCCAGAGCAAGCCCAAGAUGGUUUGGCUUCUUGGUGCUGAUGAAGUUGCCCAGAGCGAAAUCCCUAGUGACGCCUUUGUCAUUUACCAAGGGCAUCAUGGUGAUAGGGGCGCUCAGCUUGCAGAUGUUGUUCUACCCGGCGCAGCGUACACUGAGAAGUCAGGGACCUACAUCAACACAGAGGGUCGUGUCCAAGUUACUCGAGCUGCAACUUCUUUGCCUGGGGCUGCCCGCGAUGACUGGAAGAUCAUACGUGCUGCCAGUGAAUUCCUUAACAUACCUCUUCCUUACGAUGAUAUUGAGGCCCUGCGCGACCGUAUGGAAGAGAUCAGCCCUGUCAUGCGCCGAUAUGACGUGGUUGAACCUACAUCGUUGAGCUCAUUGAGCAAGGUCCAACUAGUUGAUCAGAACAAGGGCACUCAAUCCACUAAUACGCCUUUCAAGAAAGUCAUCAAUGAUUUCUAUUUUACUGACUCAAUUUCCCGGAGUUCCCCGACUAUGGCUCGCUGCUCUGCCGCUAAGGCUACCGGAAAUCCGGAGACAAACUUCAUGGCUGCUGGGGAGAUGUCCUCAAAGGCUUUGUACGGCUAGAUGUCAGGUUUCUCACUAUUACUCCGAUUUCUACUUAUUGUCUGGUGGUCUAGGCGUUGUCGUUGUAACACCUAAACAACUUGUUUCCUUAUUGCUUUUGCCCUAGUCCAAUGUUAUUAUAGUUGAGUACUGUGCUUUCGUUUCGCGUUGUCUUGAAGCUCCCAAUCACGCCAAGAUAAGUCUCAAACCACACCAGCAGUGGUCAAGUUGUACAUAAGAAAAUCUGAAUGAUAGCUGGAGGUACGGCAAGCCCGGAAUAUUCUUAUCUCAACGCUGGGAUAUUGUCUGUCAAAUGUGUGUCUACAUUGCACAAUAAUUAGUUAAGAUCUGC